Penaeus monodon (black tiger shrimp) is the source of this 2883-nucleotide messenger RNA. Its product is annotated as villin-1-like. Gene Ontology annotation, cellular component: actin cytoskeleton; cytoplasm. The record is from RefSeq and is a predicted model, not a curated record. Gene Ontology annotation, biological process: cytoskeleton organization; actin filament severing; actin polymerization or depolymerization. The transcript is spliced from 21 exons. NCBI's taxonomy places the organism in Eukaryota, Metazoa, Arthropoda, Malacostraca, Decapoda, Penaeidae. The coding region runs from base 83 to 2701 and encodes 872 amino acids. Gene Ontology annotation, molecular function: actin filament binding; phosphatidylinositol-4,5-bisphosphate binding.
GUGACCAAAUUAGAAAAGGAUAGGGUGCCAAAGAGGAAAAAAAUCGAGGGAAGUGUGGGGAUGCCGCGUGAGUGCCAAAGAGAUGCCAAGGGAGUCAAGGAGCGAGAGUGCCACGGUGGAUCCCAGGAGGAUGCUGGCCGUGUACCCUGAGAGAAAGGUGUCCUUUCCUUUCUUUCAGUACUACGACGCCAGUAUGGGCGAAAUUCCUAAAGACCCGGCCUUCAACAUCAUCCCAAAGAACUCGACCUGUUUUAUCAUCUGGCGAGUCGAGAACCUCCAGCUGGUGGCGCUGAAGCGGGAGGAUUAUGGCAAGUUCUACAAGGGCGACUCUUACAUCAUCUUUUCAGCCUCGGAGUAUGGCAAACCUGCAGGCAUGGAUGACACGCCACAUCCGCCCAAGGGAGCUUUGGACAUCCACAUCCACUUCUGGCUCGGAUCUGAGACGACCACCGACGAGGCAGGAGUGGCGGCCAUCAAGACGGUGGAGCUGGACAACCUACUCGGGGGAGGGCCUGUGCAGCACCGAGAGACAGAGGGAAACGAGAGCAAGCGGUUCUUGUCUUACUUCAAGAAUGGCAUUAGGCUUCUGAAGGGAGGCGUCGCAACGGGAUUGAAACAUGUUACCGACGACUUCGAACCCGCCAUCUACCAUGUCAAGGGGAAGAGGUCCACGGUUGUCACGGAGUUGCCUGCCAUCGACUGGAAGCUGAUGAAUGACGGGGACGUAUAUGUAAUCGACAACCGCGAAAUCAUUUACGUCUGGACUGGCAGGAACAGCAACAAUAUGGAAAAAAUACAGGGAGCCAAGUUCGCCGGGACCCUUCGUCAGGAGCACGGCGGAGGCUCCGUGGUGGUGGUGGAGGACGGGCAGGAGGCGGCCCUCGUGGGAGAGGAGAGAGGCCUCUUCGACAAAAUGCUGCCGCUCAACAACAAGCAGGUGGUGCCAGCCUCGCAGGCCCCCAAGGACGAGACUCAGGCUCGCAGGAUAUGCGGCGAACUCAAGCUGUUCAAGUGCUCGGACGAAAGCGGCGUCCUGAAGGUGACGGAGGUGAAGAACGGCCCUCUGUCUCAGGCCGACCUCGACUCGAAGGAUUCCUUCAUCGUGGACAACGGGCAGGACGGCAUCUGGGUAUGGGUGGGGAAGAAAGCCACGCAGAAGGAGAGAGACGAGGCCCUGAGGAACGCCCAGGGCUUCGUCACCAAGAAGGGAUACCCGUCCAACACGAAAGUCAGCCGAGUCAUCGACAACGGAGAACCGCCCGAGUUCAAGACGCUAUUCAGGGACUGGAAGGACAAGGAUCAGAGCAAGGGCUUCGGAAGGCAAGCUUCGACCACCAAGAUCGCGCAUACAGUCCAGACCAAGUUCGACGCUUCGACUCUCCACUCGACCCCCGAGCUCUCCGCCAAAACUCAAAUGGUCGACGAUGGGUCUGGACAAAAGGAAGUCUGGAGAAUCAAGGAGUUCGACCUGAUUCCCGUUCCAGAGAGCCAGUACGGAGAGUUCUUCAUGGGAGACUGCUACAUUGUUCUCUACGCUUAUCUCGAGGGGAACAACACACACUAUCUCCUGUAUUACUGGAUUGGCUCGGACGCCAGCCAGGACGAGGCGGGGACGGCGGCUCUGAAGGCGGUGGAGCUGGACGACAAGCUGCAGGGGCGCGCCAUUCAGAUCCGCGUCGUGCAGGGGAAGGAACCGCCGCACUUCAUGGCGAUUUUUGGCGGGAAAAUGGUCAUCUUCGAGGGCGGUUUUGCGUCGUCAUUUGAUGGUGCGGGCGCGAGAGACGAGGGUCGCAAGUCCUCGUACAUGCUGCAGAUCCGAGGCACCACGAGCCAUAACACCAAGGCCAUUGAGGUCGACCUCCGCGCGGGCUGCCUGAACUCCAACGACUGCUUCGUGGUGGCGACGCCCCAGACGACGUACGUGUGGUGCGAGGCUGGAGCCGGGCGGAGAGGGAACGGCGGGGCCAAGACCGCUUCGCCAUCCAGCAGGGGAGACACUGUCAUUGUGUCUGAAGGGUACGAGAAGGAGGAGUUCUGGCGCGCCCUUGGGGGCAAGGAGCCCUACGCGACGACCCCGAAGCUGAAGGAGGAACACCCAGCUCACCCUCCGCGCCUCUUCCAGUGCAGCAACGCCACGGGAGUCUUCAAGGCCGAAGAGGUGAUCAACUUCUCCCAGGUGGACCUCGUGGACGAUGACGUCAUGUUGCUGGACGCCUGGGACAACCUCUUCCUCUGGAUUGGACACAACUCAAACAAGGCCGAGCAGCGUGCCUCCGACGCCCUCGCACUCGAGUACCUUCGCACGGACCCCGCCGGCAGGAAGGACGUCCCCAUCAUCAAGCUGAAGCAGGGAUACGAACCCCCGAACUUCACCGGCCACUUCGGUGUCUGGGACAACGACCUGUGGAACGAAAACAUGACUUACGCCGACAUCUGCGAGCGUCUCCAAGAAGUGUCUCCCGGGGCCACCGUGCUCGUGACGUCAUCAGGCUCUGGGACGACAGGAAGGCGCACCUACCCGCUGGCGACGCUGAGGGAGAAGGACCCCGAGAAGCUGCCUGCUGAAGUCGAUCCCGUGCACAAGGAGGACUUCCUCUCCGAUGCUGACUUUGUGUCCGUGUUCGGCGUCGCCCGAGACAGCAUCGAUUCGAUCCCGAUGUGGAAACGCAACAACAUGAAAAAGAAGGCGGGACUCUUCUAGAGACUUCGUUUUAGACCCGCAAACAGCCUUGGUUAAGGGCUGUUCUAAUGGGUCUGGAGGACGGGAGGCCUUCCCCCUUGGCAUGGGGAAAGUCUGCUGCAAGGAGAUCAUCGUCCGUCAUGCAACAACACUAAUGAGCAUGCAACAUCAAGAACAACUGGUGCCAAAGUCACAGCCAUCAG